AUGGCCGCCAUCCCCCCUUCCCUGACGAACUAUCCCCCAAGUCACACUUCGUCCCCGUCCCGACAUCUCUCCCAAUACUCGGUCUCCUCAUCUGCCACAACGAUCGCGGUUGAUCGAACCGAUCGCCCUCCCUCAGGCACACCCACCUCCAUAACCUCGACUUCCACGCUACGCUACCCGUCCACCAGGAAGACCAUCUACGACCGCAACCUCAACCGCUCGCGCAAUGCCGAACUGUCGCGAUCCAGCUUCGCCUACGUCUUCAUGGAGAUGGUCUCGUACGCGCACAAGAGAGUCAAAGGCAUCCAGGACUUCGAGAAAAGAUUGAACGAGCAGGGCUACCCGUUGGGCGUCAAGCUGCUGGACCUCCUGCUUUACAGAGCCACACCGAUGGGCGGGUCGAGUAGCAGUGGAGGAGGGAGCAGCGGAAGCUCCCGUGCGGAUUCCAAUCGACCGCUAAGGCUGUUGCCGUUGUUGAACCUGCUGACGACGAAGCUUUACCCCUUGUUGUUCUCGCGGCCUGCGGAUAGUCUGGAGCAAAGCACGACGAACGCCGGCGAGUACAUGAUCAUUGACAAUACGCCGUUGACGAACCAGUAUAUCUCGGUACCCAAGGAGAUGAAUCAGUUGGCCGUUGCGGCGUAUAUUGCGGGCAUCAUCGAGGGGAUAUGCGAUUCCGCGGGGUUUGCGUGCAAGGCCAGUGCGCAUAAUACCGGUACGGACGUGUGGCCUAAUCGGACGGUGUUUCUUAUCAAAUUCGAGGAAUCUGUGCUCGAGCGGGAGAGGGAGUUGGAAAGGCAGGGUGUCAAGUGA
Molecule: messenger RNA, 813 nt
Organism: Cladophialophora yegresii CBS 114405
Lineage: Eukaryota; Fungi; Ascomycota; Eurotiomycetes; Chaetothyriales; Herpotrichiellaceae
Exons: 1
Coding region: 1-813 (270 amino acids)
Biological process (GO): endoplasmic reticulum to Golgi vesicle-mediated transport
Cellular component (GO): TRAPPI protein complex; TRAPPIII protein complex; TRAPPII protein complex
Source: RefSeq, a predicted model, not a curated record